GGCCGGGGCCGUGAGGGGAGGGCGCGGCCAUGGCGCAGCCCCGGGUGCUGCCGCAGAGCAAGGAGACCCUGCUGCAGUCCUACAACAAACGCCUCAAGGACGAUGUCAAAUCCAUCAUGGACAACUUCACCGAGAUCAUCAAGACGGCCAAGAUCGAGGAUGAAACUCAAGUCUCUCGAGCGACCCAGGGUGAACAAGAUAACUACGAGAUGCACGUCAGAGCUGCAAAUAUCGUCCGAGCUGGCGAGUCCCUGAUGAAACUCGUGUCUGACCUGAAGCAGUUCCUGAUCCUCAACGAUUUCCCCUCCGUGAACGAGGCCAUCAACCAGCGCAACCAGCAGCUCAGGAGCCUGCAGGAGGAGUGUGACAAGAAGCUGAUUGCCCUGAGGGAUGAGAUCUCCAUUGACCUGUACGAGCUAGAAGAAGAAUAUUACUCUUCCAGCUACAGUCUGUGUGACAGCAAUGAUCUCCCACUGUGCGAAGCCUACUGGAGACAAGACUUGGCCACGCUGUCCCCCGAGAGCCUCUCGAUGCCUCUGGCAGCCGCCACAGCCGAGCAGAGCGUUGUCACCUCGCAGAGUUCCACCCCUUCGCACCCGCACGUCAACGGGCACGGGGCGGGCCCCGCCGAGCAUUCCUGAGGAGGAUCCGCUGCUGCCGGCCGCGGUUCACCGGGGAUGGCCCCGCCGAGCAUUCCUGAGGAGGAUCCGCUGCUGCCGGCCGCGGUUCACCGGGGAUGGCCCCGCCGAGCAUUCCUGAGGAGGAUCCGCUGCUGCCGGCCGCGGUUCACCGGGGAUGGCCCCGCCGAGCAUUCCUGAGGAGGAUCCGCUGCUGCCGGCCGCGGUUCACCGGGGAUGGCCCCGCCGAGCAUUCCCGAACAAGAUCCGCGGCUCACCCGGGCAUGGCCCCGCGCUGCUGGAAGUCUUCCUCCUGCUGUGCCGUGCUGAGCAAGCCGUUCCUGCUGCCGGGAGGAGGCACUGGAGCAGUGCUGGCACUCCCUGCAUGGCUGCAGUGCUUCCUCCACGCCAGGACCUUGCCAGGAGUGUUGCUGUCCAUAAGAGAUAGAGUUGUGUAGACGCAAAGUGAAUCUCAUUAGAACAAAUUAGAGUCGGGUUUGCUUUAAUGUGAUAGUUAUGUGUAGAGUUCAUUAGAAGUCUUAGAAGUUUGUUUCCAUGUGAGUGUUGGGAGUUGAAUUUCUUUGGGAUAAACUUGAGCCAAAUGUGGGGGCAGUGAGCGUGUUGGGGUUUUUACUCUGCUUCCCAAGGUUAUUGACAUUCUGGCUGCUUUAAAGCUCUCUCAGGAUAGCAUCUGACAACCUCUGGUCUACUGUAAAGAGUCUUAUAAUAUUUUUACACAACAGUCUUCACUGUCAAAAUGCUUUACAAACUUGAACUCUUGAUUUGGAAGGAAGAUCCCAGGAGACCCUUAUGGGAGGACAAUGUUCCCCCCUAGAAGAAGAAAGCAGGGAUCAGACUGAGGGAUCAAUGACACCACUUGCUCAAAGCCACAAAGAGAAGCAGUGUCAUGCUGUAGUCAGUCGAUUCCUUCCCCAGUGUUUACACAGAAAUUCCUGUUGAUACAGUCUGAGCUAACAUGGAGCCACUGUUUGUGCUGGCUUUUGGUUUUGUCUAAUGACAAAAUCUUGAGAGCAGUGAGGAAUACUCGGUUACUCUCAGUUUCCUUCCAAAGAAACACAUUUGGUGCUUGGUCUGCAGCUGUUCAGCAGCUCAGCACAUCUCCUGUCCUUUCCUGUGGGGGUGGCUCUGCCUUGGCUCGAGCUGUGCAGCUGAAAGGGAGAUGCCACUGACCUGAACAGUGGCACCACAGCUCGGUGUCACGGCACCACAGAGCCACCAGGGCGUUCCAACAACUGAGCUGAGCUUCCCCGGCUUUCUGCUGUAACGUCUCAUUUCUUAGGAUGUGAAUUUUUGCUAUUAUUUUUCGGUUUCUUUUUCUUCCAUUCCAUUUAUUUUUGUAACUAGGUGACUUAAUAAAACUGCCUGUUUUGUAUAA
This is a messenger RNA of Melospiza georgiana, 2013 nucleotides long. RefSeq names its product mediator complex subunit 22 (gene MED22). Bases 30 to 641 code for a protein of 203 amino acids. The transcript is spliced from 4 exons. The record is from RefSeq and is a predicted model, not a curated record. Gene Ontology annotation, biological process: regulation of transcription by RNA polymerase II. Gene Ontology annotation, molecular function: transcription coregulator activity. NCBI's taxonomy places the organism in Eukaryota, Metazoa, Chordata, Aves, Passeriformes, Passerellidae. Gene Ontology annotation, cellular component: mediator complex.